Messenger RNA from Mycena citricolor, 1591 nucleotides. Lineage: Eukaryota; Fungi; Basidiomycota; Agaricomycetes; Agaricales; Mycenaceae. The record is from the annotation of a GenBank genome assembly.
CACUUGGACUGUCCCGACGACGAUCAUCUUAUCUCUAUGCUGAGGGCGCUGGAUCACGGAAAAGGCGCUCCGCAUGCUCACGAAGCGAACUCUGCCUUGGGUAUCAUCGAGAAUAAAACCUCCGUGGACCUUCUGUCCGUUGACAUCACCUGGUACAAAGGGCUACCACGGGCCGCCGACACGGGAUUCCUGCACGACGUUCGUCAUCUGCUGAUCCCAAAAUGCUUAAAUAGACGGUUGCGCUUGUCGGCUUCUCGUAUUCGAACUCUCUGCCAUGAGGUUUCUCUCUCUCCUCGCGUGCGUCGUCGCGGCCAAGGCGGUCCUCAUCGUUCCCGGAGCUGUGUGGACUGACACACAAGGCAACACGAUCCAAGCUCAUGGAGCCGGGAUUUUGAAAGUGGGAUCGACGUUCUAUUGGUUCGGAGAAGACAAGGCUGCGAACAGCGCUCUGUUCAGCGCAGUCAGCUGCUACUCUUCCACGGAUCUGGGCACUUGGACCCGUCAUAAUAAUGCGCUCACGCCGAUCGCCGGGUCGAUGAUCUCGAACAACAGCAUCGUGGAGCGUCCCAAGGUCAUCUACAACAAAGCGAACAAGGAAUAUGUGAUGUGGUUCCACUCCGAUACCUCCAACUAUGGCGCGGCGAUGGUUGGUGUUGCCGUCUCGACGACUCCAUGCGGACCCUAUACCUACCGGGGUAGCUGGAAUCCGCUCGGCGCUCAGUCACGUGACGAAGGUCUCUUCCAAGAUGCCGAUAUCCAAGGGACGGCUUACUUGCUGUACGCGUCCGAUAACAACCAGAACUUCAAGAUCACACAACUGGACUCCAAUUACUACAAUGUCACCACUCAGGUCAACCAGCUCACUGGGUCGACACUGGAGGCACCUGGCAUCGUGAAACGCAAUGGGUCUUACUAUCUCUUUGCAUCUCACACCAGUGGCUGGGCUCCCAACCCCAACAAGUGGUUCGUCUCAUCGAGCCUCUCCACUGCGUUCUCGGGGCAGAGCGAUAUGUCGCCACCGAAUAACCGGACUUGGUACUCGCAGAACGCGUACGACCUGCCCCUCGGGAACGGUGCGAUCUACAUGGGUGAUCGGUGGCGCGCAGAUCUCCUCGGGACCAGCAGCUACAUCUGGCUCCCGAUGACCUGGGCAUCCGGCUCGCCUCAGUUGAUAUGGGCAGAUCUUUGGGACCUUGACAUCACCGCUGGCACGUACACGAUCCCCACCGGCACUGUUUACGAGGCCGAGAAGGGUGUGAUUGCUGGCAGCGCUGUGCUGCUUGGCGCGAGCUCUGCAUUCAGCAACAACCUGGCCGUCGGAUACCUUGGCAACGGAGGAACCGUCACUCUCACCGUGCAAGGCAUCGGGGCUGCCCAAUGGAUAUCUGUUUACUUCGCGAACGGGGAUAGCGGCUGGAGGACCAGCACGGUCAGCGUCAAUGGCGGAGCCCCCUUCACCCUCGUCCAGCCGUCUUCUGGAGGAGGACAAGUGACUCUUUCUGUGCCCAUGAAAGUGAACCUCAAGAAAGGAGCAAACACUCUGUUGUUCAGCGCAAGUACGUGUUGUUUUCAAACAAUUGGUGUCAGCUAA